Messenger RNA from Coregonus clupeaformis (lake whitefish), 1338 nucleotides. Its product is annotated as phosphorylase b kinase regulatory subunit beta-like. Gene Ontology annotation, cellular component: phosphorylase kinase complex. The transcript has 5 exons. Gene Ontology annotation, molecular function: calmodulin binding. Bases 74 to 706 code for a protein of 210 amino acids. The record is from RefSeq and is a predicted model, not a curated record. NCBI's taxonomy places the organism in Eukaryota, Metazoa, Chordata, Actinopteri, Salmoniformes, Salmonidae. Gene Ontology annotation, biological process: glycogen metabolic process.
UAUCUGUGGUUAUGAGAUGCAUUGUUUUUGCUUAGUAUUCUGCUGGUAUUGAUGUAGAUGGAUCGUCCAGGCCAUGAAGCAUGAGUUGGAGAUCCGAGCAGGUGACAUGCCACCCCAGGACAUUUACCAAAUGUCCCCCAGCGAUGUUAAACAGCUGCUGCUGGAUGUCCUUCAGCCAAAACAGCAUGGCAGGUCCUGGAUCAACAGGCGUCAAAUCGAUGGUUCCCUCAACAGGACUCCCCAUGGCUUCUAUGACCGAGUGUGGCAAAUUUUGGAGAGAACUUGUAAUGGCAUCGUAGUGGCAGGGAUCCAUCUACCACAGCAACCUACUCUGUCUGACAUGACCAUGUAUGAGAUGAACUUUUCUCUGCUGGUGGAAGACACACUGAAGGACAUAGUGCUGCCUGAGUACAGGCAGAUAGUAGUAGAGCUGCUGAUGGUGGUGUCCAUAGUGUUGGAGAGAAACCCGGAGCUGGAGUUCUCGGAGAAGGUGGACCUGGACGUUCUGGUGAAGGAGGCCUUCCAUGACUUCCAGAAGGACAGGAGUCAGGAGGGGAUGAAGAAACAGGAUGAUAUGGAGGAGUUCUAUAAGACACCUCCGAUGGGCAGGAGAGGCACCUCCAGUUACCUGACCAAGGCUGUGAUGAUUCAACUGCUUCAGGGAGACGUGAAGCCCUCCAAGGAUGACCCCUGCUCGGUCAGCUAAACUAAAUCCAUUCAGCAGAGUAGAGGAAUCCACCGCUACUUUACUUCGUCGAACCACUAACAACAUGCUAAAUUAGUCAGCAGCACUGACUGUUGUUCCACCAGCAAUACCCUCCUUGUUCUGUUAGCUUCAAGAUAUUAGGACAGGAUGUAUCAGAUCCUAUUAACACCGUUACUACUGUUAACAACAUUGCAAAAAAACAAAAGGACUCCUGUUACCCUCUGAAAUCCUUGCAUGUAGACUUUUCUGUAUAGCAUUAGCAUUGUGGGGCAGCCCACAUUGUUGAUUGUAGUUAAUCAAUAGCAUGAUAUGCAAAACUAAAGUUGCAUCCCAGUGCACACUUUUUGUCUAAGUCUUAGGAAGUACAGGUCUUUCUGAAAGCCUGAUCGCUGUAUUUUUGUGAAUGUGGUCAAUAUACAGUAAUUUAAGUUCCUUCACUCUAUUCAAAUUAUGGAUUAAUUAAGUUGUUUAUGUUGAUGUGUUUACACGUGGUUUGAGUGUGCCUAUCCAGUUUAGUGAAUCUGAAUUUAACUUUUUCAAUGUGUGUGAUGUUUACCAAUGUGUUCCGUCACUCUAUCAAGGGUAUUUUGUAAGCUCAAUACUAGUUUCAAAAAUAAACUUCAGGAAAUUGA